Hydractinia symbiolongicarpus is the source of this 2487-nucleotide messenger RNA. RefSeq lists its product as uncharacterized. The record is from RefSeq and is a predicted model, not a curated record. The transcript has 2 exons. Bases 320 to 1222 code for a protein of 300 amino acids. Lineage: Eukaryota; Metazoa; Cnidaria; Hydrozoa; Anthoathecata; Hydractiniidae.
CGAUGGGUAAAUUAUUAAUUAAAACGAUUAUCUCCAUGUUGAUAUGUAAAACCCCCUGAACUUACUGAUCCAAAUUAUUACAAAGUAAUAAAACGUAAAGGUAAAAACGGGGGGUAAAAAUACAAUUAUUGAAUAUCUUAAUUUUUCUAAAUAUUGAAUGAGUUAAACUCAAACAAAAACUUAAAUACAUGAAAUAAUAACAAAAUAAUAAAAAAAACUACGUAAAACAGUAAGAAAAAACAGGUCUACCGAAGACAGCAUAACGAUAAAAUUAACAACAACAACAACAACAACAACAACAAGGAAACAUUAAGCAAUCAUGCAUUCUAAAGACGACUAUCUAAUCCGAAAAUUCCCAUGGAUGACAACUUUAAAGAGAAGCGUUAUUCUGUUAUUAUUUGCUGUCGUCAGCACAAUUGUUUUUUACAGUGUGGAGGAGUGCCUGCAGCAUAACAAAACACAAGUAAAACCAUACCAAGCUCAAGAAAUGAAAAGAUGCUUGGAAAUAGUAUUCGGAAGUCAUGUUGAGCGUUUCGCAAAGGAAAACAGUUCAUUGAUAAAUAUUACGUCAGCCGACUUCAUAUCACAAUGCCAAAAGGUUAUUUUGCCGGUUUCUGACAAUGAAAAACAUCACUGUAAUUUUACAUGGAAGCAAAUCAUGAAAUGGGCGUACCACGUGGUUAUCAGCUUGUUUGGAAUAGGUAGAACAACUAAACAUUUGACGGGGUUAUGGAGUCAAUUCUUUAACGUGUUCUUCAUUUUCUUCGGUGUUAUCCUAACGACGCGAGUGUAUAUGUGGGUUGGCUUUAUCGGCGUCAAUCUUGUCAACAUCUUCUUGAAAAGAGCAAAAGAAAUCGUGAACUAUAAGUGGAUACCACGCCAAAAAUUUCAAAUUGUCGUCCUGUCUUUUGCAUUGUUGGUUACAUAUGCUAUCAUAUGUGCAACUAUUACCACCAUAUUUUCAAACAAGACGUUUUCAUUUCACUUGGUCUACACGUGGCUCAUGAUAAUGUUUUGUCUUUCAGAUGAAAAUCUUCUCGCGCAUGCGUAUAAAAACAAACCGGCUGACAUCAUUGUCCCGAUAUUCUUAGUUGUUGUUGGUUUUACUUUCACAAGCACGUUAAUAGCAGCGUUAAUAAACGUUAAAUAUCGAUUGACUUACACGCUUAAAAAAACUAUCGUGAAAAGCAAGAAAGGGAAAAUGCAAGGUUGUCUAGUGUAACAAGGAAUAAGAAAUAAAAAAGAAAGAAAGCUGGAGUUAAUAGGACUUACUUUCAAGCGAGGAACAUCUAUCAGAAGAACGCAUCUAUGAAAAAAAUAUUUAAAUCAAAUUAUUAUCAAAUUUAUCGAUUAUUUUUUGGUCUUGUCAAGACCAAAGAAUAAUCUGCAUUAACACGUACGAAAAGGUACAAAGUAGCAUAUAAUAUAGACUUACUUUUGACAGAGAGAUAUGUUCUCUGGUUUAAUAUUUACAAAGAUUGGAAUAAGUAAAAUCCAGGGAAGCAUCCUAGUAUAUCAAGACAUUUUAAAUAAACGCUAAAUACAGUGAGAAAGUAGCUCAAUGUGUUACUGUAAUAGCAUGCUUAUACGCGUGCGCGUAUAUCUGUUUGUUUAUUGAUUUUAAAAUGAUUAAUAAUCCAUAAUGGCGGAUUAAAAAUAAACAAUAAACAUACCAGGAAGUUAAAUAUAAGAAAUUUUUGAUUUUUUGUUCAUGUGUUGUUUCCAUCAACUGUAGGAAAAAAUAUAAGAAAGUUAUACAACUAAAAUGGGGCAAUGUACCCCCACAAGCUUUUCAGCUGUAACUUUCAGACUGAGUAAAUGAAUUCGUCAAAUUUUUUCAUUUUUCUAAUAAUUUAUUAGAAACAGAAGAAACAGCUUUUAAGUGGUUUUUUAUAGAAUCCAUCCCAAAACAAACAAAAACAAAGCGUAACAAAAAUGAUGAACUCGUUUUUUUUUAGAAAAAAUAGCAAGAAAAAAAACUAGUUAACAAGGUAUAGGGAAUAAAAGUUAUUGUAGAGAUAUGAAGUUUAAAAUGAUCUGUUUUUAACCACAGAUAAACCUCAAAUUACAAGGUGCCAGGUUGCAGCCCGGUAUGUGCAGACCUUAACUUCUUUACCGCAACCUCCCUGGUCGAGCGCUAAGGAAAAGGAAGAAGACGUUCUCUCCGUUCGGCCGAUAUUACCAAUAAGCUAACUAACUCAACUUAACCUCAGGAAUUGAAAAAUUAAUAAUACAUGAAUUAAGAAAAGAGGAAAAUUUUCUUAUCUACUUAGUCUUCAGAUAUUUCGAACAAGAAUUUUUCAUUUAAACUCUUAGAUUUUUAGGUAGAUUGCAGACACACCGGCUUUCAUUCUCUAAUAAUAUUAAUCAAUUUUGUUUAAUCAUUCAGACUUUAGCAGAAUUAUUAGUUUACAGUGAAAUUCACUCUUUAUGUAUUAUUAUUCCUUUAUGUUAAUUUUUAGGAUCAUAAUAGAACUUUAGUACAAG